Messenger RNA from Bursaphelenchus xylophilus (pine wood nematode), 1061 nucleotides. The record is from the annotation of a GenBank genome assembly. NCBI's taxonomy places the organism in Eukaryota, Metazoa, Nematoda, Chromadorea, Rhabditida, Aphelenchoididae.
AUGGGCAAUUUUUUCGCAACAUUGGGGCAUGAGUAAGUUUACCGUAAUUUUUGACAUUCUUAAUCCAUGUUUUUUACAGACUCGACAAGUCAAAUUGCAUAAAAUCUCAAAAUUGGACGGAAUGCCUCAUCAUAAAUCGCCAAAACAUCCUGCAUAAGAAAUAUACUGACUUUAUUCUGAUCAUGUGCCUGUUCAUCGUGUCUUCCCUCGCAUCCGGAUUCAUUAUUUAUACCAUUCACUCCCGCACUGCAAAUCCAGUAGAUCCAAGUCGAGAAUUUUAUCGAAAAAAGAGAGAGAAAAGAUGGCGCGAAGUGAAAAAUCGAAGAAAAUUGAGGGAAAAUCGACUGAUAAAUGGAAACAAAGGUGCUCAAGUGAGUCUUACUGUCUUUACAACAGAUUUUAAAUUAUAUUUUAAUCUUGGUUUUACAACGUUUCUCCGCACUGUGCAAAGGAAUUUGAUUUUUGCACUGUGCGGAGCCAAAAAUAGGCUAAAAUUCGGCGUGCACGGUGCAGCCGGUUAUAUUUUUUGCACAGUGCGAAUUAUGAAAAUUUUUCUAUUUUUUCUCUUUCAGCAGGCUUCCUCAGCAUAUGCCAAAUCGACCAUAUCAACCACCACUCCAACUAAAACACCGUCCCGUUCCGCCUUACAUUCUCCAGGUUCAAAAAAUCUUGUGAGAACAAAGGGAAAAGUUGCAGUUUUGGCGGAAAACUCGGGAAAAACAAUUCAAAAUGCCCUGAGGAAACGUUGGAUAAUCGAAAUGGAAGAUCAGCAGGCUUAUGUAGACAACAUGUUUAGACAACAAGUAAGAGUUUUGAGACAAUACUUUAAAAAAAUUAAUUUUAUUUUUGCACUGUCAAAUACGUGUGAUUUUUGCACUGUGCGACGGCAAAAAUAGGCUGAAGUUUGUCUCGCACAGUGCAAAAUGUUUGAGUUUACGCACUGUGCCGGUUCUUACGUAUUUUUAUUUGAUGACGAAAUAGCAAUACUUUGUGUUAUUUUUCAGGUGUACCUCUACCGAAUGCACAAUAAAAUCAUGGACAGAGGAGCUAAAAAUAAAUAA